This is a messenger RNA of Syngnathoides biaculeatus (alligator pipefish), 1018 nucleotides long. RefSeq lists its product as uncharacterized. The transcript is spliced from 7 exons. The coding region runs from base 1 to 747 and encodes 248 amino acids. The record is from RefSeq and is a predicted model, not a curated record. Lineage: Eukaryota; Metazoa; Chordata; Actinopteri; Syngnathiformes; Syngnathidae.
AUGCCGUCCCCCUCUUACCUGUUUGUGAAGCGAGGGCCCGGUCCACUUUGCCUGCAGUCACGGCGCCGGUCCUGUCGGGUUCCGUCGGGUUCCUCAGCUCUUCUGCGGAGACGACAGAACAGAACAGCCGGCGCGUACCGUCAGCGCUCAGGCACGCAGAUUUUUGUAUCCACCUGUUCUGGUCGGGCCUGGUCCUUGCGUCAACCAAUCAGCUCCCUCCAACCGGUGUGCCUCGUUGUCUGGGUGGACGUGUGCGCGCGUGUGCGCCGAGUCAGCUCCUCUUCAGACGGCCGUACGCGUCGGCGACCCCUCCGAUACUUUGACCUCUUUUAUUCAAGCGUCUCCAUCAGCGGCCUGACAAGGCAUUGUAAGCGUGGGACUAUUUUUCUUUCCACGGAUUGGUGCAAAAUCACAACAACUCCGCUUUGGACCAUUGGUGGAAAAAAAAAUCCGACAGACAAAACCCACCCAACAUCUUCAUCAUCGUCGUCCUGCACCGAGCCGACCGUCGGUGUGACCUUUUCCGUCCCGCGAGGAGGCCGAGGGGGUCUGCCCCCGUCUGAGAUAAUGAUCCAAUCAGAGGUGGCGACUGCAGGCCUCGGCUGCUGUUUCUGCUGCUGCUCCUUAAUCGUCACCACGUGCCCCGCUGAGUACACAAAACAGCCACAGGUAUGUCCCCGUCACCCGGGGCCACACCAGUCAAUGCCAGCAUGCUGUCAGAACCUCUCGGGCGUCCAAUCACGCUAACGAGAUGUGACCGAGUCUGCCGCUGCCAGCGAACAAACAUUUGUUCCGUGCGUAUACCGUCCGCUCAUGUAUGGAGACGUUUCUUGUGUACCUCCAUUUAUCUGUCAGUGACUCUGAGCCUGCGGCCGUGUAGGCUGGUUCGCCGCAGUGGAAAAGAGCAUCGCGAACUGGCUGGCGGCGGGCGGGUGGGGUUUGUCCACCUGGACAAAUUUCACCAGUCUGUGUGUUCUUGGCUGGGCCUGCAAAAAAAGUUGUAAACUCUUGUAAGAAG